UGGCGACGAAAACAAAGAAACCAUAGAGCUGUAGAGCGGGAAUGCAGGUCCCUGUCAUGGACCGGAAGUUAAUAUUUAGGCGUUCAAGAUGGCGGCUGGCAUGUAUCUGGAGCAUUAUUUGGACAGUAUAGAGAAUUUGCCCUUUGAACUUCAGAGAAACUUCCAGCUGAUGAGAGACCUUGACCAGAGAACAGAGGACUUGAAGUGCCAUAUAGACCGCCUUUCCUGCCAGUACAUGAGCAGCGCUCGCACUCUGAGCUCAGACGAAAAGCUGCAGCUCCUGAGACAAGUCCAAGAAGCCUACGGAAAAUGCAAGGAGUACGGAGACGACAAAGUGCAGCUGGCGAUGCAGACGUACGAGAUGGUGGACAAACAUAUUCGGAGGCUGGACACGGACCUCGCUCGCUUCGAAGCCGAUCUGAAAGAGAAACACAUUGAAUCCAGCGACUACGACAGCUGCUCUAGCAAAGGCAAAAAGAAGGGCAGAGGUCAGAAGGAGAAAAAGGCAGCGAAAGUCAGGUCAAAGGUGAAGAACUCUGAUGACGAGGCAUCGAAGAACAACCAGAAGAAAAUUAAACUCGUGCAGACGGCAGAGUAUGGGACCCCGGUGGCAAAUUUUGGGAAAGUGACCCCGUCUGAUGUCCUGGACAUGCCUGUGGACCCAAACGAGCCUACGUACUGUCUGUGCCACCAGGUCUCCUACGGAGAGAUGAUUGGCUGCGAUAAUCCAGACUGCUCUAUUGAAUGGUUUCAUUUUGCUUGUGUCGGACUUGCCACUAAACCUCGUGGGAAAUGGUUUUGCCCCCGAUGUUCCCAAGAGCGGAAGAAGAAAUGAGAUUUAAUCAUGAUGUCGUGACCUCCGAGGGGCGAGCAGUGUGUGUGUGGGGGGGGUGUACCCAUGCCCCCCUUUUCUGGGAAGGGGGGUAUUCAGACUUUACCUGCAUGGUUUGCAGACAGUAUUAAGCCCCUCUCCGGCUGUUCCCAUGGAUUGGUGCUGUUCUAUCGCUGUGUGUGGGAUACUCUCACCUCUGCUAUGACUCUUAUCGUG
Messenger RNA from Spea bombifrons (plains spadefoot toad), 1048 nucleotides. It is a transcript of the gene ING4, whose product is annotated as inhibitor of growth family member 4. Bases 89 to 835 code for a protein of 248 amino acids. The record is from RefSeq and is a predicted model, not a curated record. The transcript has 8 exons. Lineage: Eukaryota; Metazoa; Chordata; Amphibia; Anura; Pelobatidae. Gene Ontology annotation, cellular component: nucleus. Gene Ontology annotation, biological process: positive regulation of apoptotic process; regulation of DNA-templated transcription.